UUUUAUAUUUUCUUCCCUUCCUCUUCUCACUCCCCAAUUUCUCCUGAGUUUCUUAUUUUCUUCCCUUUCCAACUCUUCCCCAUUGUUUGCAUUCCAUGCAAGAUAGACUCGCGGUGGGAAAAUAUCUUUGCUGUAUUGUCGUACUCUGGGCUCCCUUAAAAUGGUGGUCUCCUCCAAGUUGCCUGAUUCCCCUGCAUCUGCUAAAUUUGGCCGCAUUAGUUUUAUACAAAUUUCUCCGAUAAAUUAUUAAUACAUAAAAACCCAUUUCUUGAAAACUUUGGAUAUCCUGAGAGUUUGUUCAGUCCUAAACAUCUCUAGAUUUAGUGGAUUUUCUCCAAUUUGCAGUUCUCUGCCUUUAGAUUUAGUGGUUUCUCCAUUGGCUGUAACCUCCUAGAUCUGCUACAUUUAGCCCUAGUUUCAGUGUUAUUCUUCCAUGAAACCAAUCUCACGAAACCAGGAGAUAUCGUCACAGUCUCGUCUAACCUUGCCUUCCUCUAAAUGUAUCUACUUCCUUCAAACCUGCAACAUUCGUGCCCACCUUCUGAGUUUUGCCCGUGUUUCAGAUCCAUUUCUCUGUUAAACCAUCAAUCGUUGAGAACCCAUCUCCCAAAAACGAUCAAUCCUCUUCGAAUUCUCUUCUAAUUCAAUUCUGGUUCAGAUUUAGUGAGGCUCUUUCAGAACCCAACAAUGGCUACCUCUAAAUUUGAGGGAUCAAAGCAAUACUAUGCGACAAGUAGCUUGGUUGUAGGUUAUGCUCUAUGUUCGAGCUUACUUGCUGUCAUUAACAAGUAUGCCAUUACUGAAUUCAAUUUCCCUGGUCUAUUAACUGCAUUGCAAUACCUCACCUCUGCUUUGGGUGUAUGGGUUUUGGGGAAAUUAGGGUUUCUUCACCAUGAUCCCUUCUCGUUUGAAACUGCGAAGAAGUUCUUUCCUGCUGCUACUGUGUUUUACCUUGCAAUUUUCACAAACACCAACCUUCUACGACAUGCUAAUGUCGAUACCUUCAUUGUGUUUAGGUCUCUCACUCCCCUUCUUGUUGCCAUUGCUGAUACCACCUUUAGGAGGCAGCCAUGUCCGUCAAAGCUCACUUUCACUUCUCUUGUUAUUAUCUUGGCUGGUGCAAUUGGGUAUGUAGCCACUGAUUCAGCUUUCACAUUGACUGCUUAUUCUUGGGCAUUUGCUUAUUUGAUAACCAUCACUACUGAGAUGGUCUAUAUCAAGCACAUUGUUACCAAUUUAGGUUUGAACACUUGGGGCUUUGUCUUUUACAAUAAUCUCUUAUCUUUAGUUAUGGCUCCCUUCUUUUGGUUUAUCACUGGGGAGUAUAUUGAAGUUUUUACAGCGGCUCAAGGAUCUAAUUCUGGCUCUUGGGUUGAGUCAGGGGCCUUUUUCGCAGUUGGGUUGUCUUGUGUUUUUGGUUUAGCUAUAAGUUUCUUUGGAUUUGCAGCGAGGAAGGCUAUUUCAGCGACUGCGUUUACGGUCACCGGUGUCGUGAAUAAGUUUCUCACGGUUGCCAUUAAUGUGUCGAUUUGGGAUAGGCAUGCUAAUCUAUUUGGUCUUGUUAGCUUGCUUUUUACCAUUUUGGGGGGAGUUUUAUAUCAGCAGUCAGUGACUAAGGGCCCCCCAUCUCAGCAUGAGUCAAUGGGGAUGAAGCAAUCAGUUGGUAUGGAUGGUGAUUCUUCGAGCACAGAUCAAGGAAAGGGAUUAUUGGGUAAACUUUCUAAUGUGUGAGUAAUGGGGUGAGGGUGAUCUGCUUGACGAGGAAAGAAUUUUAGGCUAUUUUAGGGAGUCAAUGAUCAAGUCUUGUGUGGCGUAAUGGAUAUUUUGCUUCUAGGACUAGUUUGCACUGCUGCAUAAGGGUGUGUUUUUGUAUCACUAAUGCCCUCUCCCUUGAUCAUUGACAUUGUCGAGAGAACAAUUGUCAUAGAUAAUCUAGUAUUUUGGUUGGCUUAUUUGUUCUUUGAAUUAUUCUUUUGCCGUUUAAAGUUUUAAACAAUAUAUUGAUACUUGUCCUAAUGAUAUUGGGGUUCCUCUGCAUUUGUCUUGUGGAUGCUGCUGGGAAUGUCGAUAUGUUCCAAGUGAAUAGCUUAUAUCUUUUGAUGUGGACAAAGUGAGACUAAAUAUAAUGUGUCCACGAUUGAUAACAUGCAGGCUUGGAUUUUACUGUAGUCUUGGAAUAGAACUUGAUGCAUAUGUAAGUAUGAGCCAAAAGUUGAAAACGUACAACCUGAGCUUUUUUUAAUGCAUAGUUCAGAAAUUCCUA
This is a messenger RNA of Amborella trichopoda, 2263 nucleotides long. Its product is annotated as GDP-fucose transporter 1. The record is from RefSeq and is a predicted model, not a curated record. Lineage: Eukaryota; Viridiplantae; Streptophyta; Magnoliopsida; Amborellales; Amborellaceae.